Molecule: messenger RNA, 4711 nt
Organism: Triticum aestivum (bread wheat)
Lineage: Eukaryota; Viridiplantae; Streptophyta; Magnoliopsida; Poales; Poaceae
Exons: 4
Coding region: 1676-4219 (847 amino acids)
Source: RefSeq, a predicted model, not a curated record
UGCCUCAUCUUCUCGCUUCAUUACUUUCUCUUGUUAAAAAAAAACAAUUCUCGGUUCAUCCCCUUCCGCGGCCGACUGCGACGGCCACGGCGACGCCAUGCGUGCCCCCGCAUCUCCUUCCGCCUCACCGCCACCUGACCUCUGCCUUCUGCGGAGCCACGCCGUCGACUCCUUCCAGAGGUGCGCCUCGUCGCUGGAAACCUCGUCCCCAUACCAGAGGUGAGGCACCAGGACGUGCGCGAGCCCACGGUCCAGAUUGAUGGACGAGGCAGUGGAUGGGUGCUGUGCGCCCAAGCACGCAGCUCGUCGGCCCUGGGAGGAGGUGCGGCUGCCAUCUUCCUCCUGCCUCCCUGCUUGCUCCAAGGAACCCUCACGGGGAAGGGGGAAAGGAACAACCAAUAAGGGGGAGAAAGGCGGAAAUAAUCAAGACCAUAGACAUUUUUGGACGUGGGUUGUCUGUAGUGUCCAAGUCUCAAAUCUCAAUUGACAGUUUCAUUGUGAUUUUUUGGAAUGUUUUCUAUCUAAUCAAAGAGACAUACUCUGUGUACAGAUAUUGUUAAGUGGGUUAUCCAUGAAGCCGCAAAACAGGGAUGGCCACAUAAAUUCAGUUUUGUGGCUGCUGCAUAGCACACUUAUUUGAUAUGUUUUGCUCAUUUUUUUUUAUUUCAUAUGUGGACAGCUAGUGGCGUCCACUGGCGGUGCCACUUGCAUUCUGAAUUACGGGUACCACGAUGAACUUGGCAAAAUGGGAUUUGAUGAGAGAAAUCACCGAGUGGUGCCGCACUUAUCUAGCUUCUAUAUGCUUCAAGAGUUUUUAUGUUGCUUCUGCUCUGAUGCUCGUCUCCAUAGCCAUCCUGACACUAUUUGGACAUGUACUGCAGCUUCACCCGGGAUAGCUAGGAGUUCAAUGGAAGCAACCUAUGGGAAUCAUGGUUCGUUGCUGGAAUGCUAUUGCUGGCUUCUGUUCGAGGAAUCUUCUUCGCAACCUUCUUGAGGAACAUGGAAAGUGAAUACUUCUCAAGUCGAUGCCCUUGGUGUGGUAGACAGCGUUGGUUUCUUUCGUCAGUUCGGGUCUUCUAAGUCGGGGUGGCUGUGUAACAUUUUCAACAUUGGUGUUCCAUUGUGACACGCAAGUACAUACAAAAUUAGUCCCAUGUAUUUCAUGCAGCUAGGUUUUAUGAAAUACUCCCUCCGUCUAACAUUUUGGGACGGAGGGAGUACUAUGAAAGUAUGCCCAGAUUCAUAAUGUGAUGCACAACCUCCAUGUUUUAUGUAAUGAAAUAUCCAUGUAGCAUGGUAAACUCCCACAGUCCUGCUUCAUGGCCAGUUAGCUACCAAAGAUCCUGUAAACAGUCAGCAUCACCUAGUCGAAAGGCUGGCCCCUCGCCCCAUGAGAGGAUUAAUUCCUGGCCAUGUAAAAUUGUGGUGCAUGCUUCAUUCAAGCAAGCAGUAUCCUGCACCACAACAAUAGAGAUAAGGGUUAUGGCUAUUUAUAUUUUCUAACAGUCUUUGGUCCUCUAUUCCUUUCUCUGCUUGCAGUUUGGACUUGGUCUAAGCAUCAUGCACAUAAUCUAGACUUCUAGAGCGGCAAACUGGCGUUCUCUAGGAGGACAGAUUGGUGGUGAAAAAAGAGGUGCAGGGAGCUCAUUUUUAGUGGUGGAAAAAGAGUUCAGCUAUGGUUAAUGAUACCUGCAUGAUGUUGAAGAAUGAGGUCCAUCUUGAUGUAAGAGGAGUGUACCGAUAUGCAAGAGAUUUGUGGGGCUGCCAUGUUAUCCGCAUCGACACACUUGUAUUACUCAAUGCAUUUGCCUACGUAUUCCUCGCCACUUUUGGGCCCCAGCGCCGCCGCUCCAAAAACUGGUUCAUCCAAAAAGGUACCUUGGUCGCAAACACUCUGUCCUUCUUACUGGGAACAUACACCCUUGGUUCAAUGCAAUCUUCCAAGGUGAAGAGCGGCAUGUACCCCGUUUGGGCCGCAACUCUCUUCAUCCUUCACGUCUGUACCAACACAGCUUAUAGUCUUGAUGACAAUAAACACGUAACGAGGGUCCUGUACCGGUUGGUGUUCUACAAUGUAUAUGGGGGAUUGCUUUUGAUGACUGCAAUUGGAAAUGGAAGUUCUGCCCCCCUUGUUAUUAUUUUAUAUGCUGUUGGUCAAUAUAAAUUCAAGUAUAUACAAGCACCAUGUGUGCUGGCAAGCUGUUCAUGGAACCUGAAUAAAAUGGUUGCUGAUUACAUGUAUGACGAGCACACCAAGGGUGAAUUUGUUCCAACCACCAUGAAAGGUUGCCAUUACCUGGUUGACUGGCCCCUCGACAACCCCAAGUUGGGUGCUCCAUCGUAUGCAUCACGAUUUACAUCGGAUGGCAAUGAAGUCAUUGACAUAGAGAAGAUAUGGCUUUGUGAUGACAUUUCAGAAGAGAAUGAGCUAAAGGAUACAUGUCUUUCCUUCUCUCUUUUUCUUCUGCUGAGAAGGCGCUACUUUGGGUUUGCCUGUGGCGAAUCGAAAGAAAGGGCACAUGAUUUUGUCUUCAAGGGGCUGCUACGGGAGAAUGAGGAAGGUACCACAGACUGCAACCGGGCUUUUAGGCUGAUUGAGGUUGAGUUAGCAUUUAUGUAUGAUUUCUUUUUCACCACAUCUGCCGCCAUUUAUUAUGGAUCAAGGGCUGCAACAGUUGCAGCAUUGCUUUCAGUUUUCUUCCUCUCUCUUACAAUACUUUCGAUAGUCAGCUUGCAUCCAUCACCCAUACAUGAAGGUGACAUGGCGAUCAGCUUAUUCAUACUUGCAUCUGCUGCUUUGCUUGAAUUGCUUCAACUGCUACUUUACUGGACUAGCAUUUGGAGCAGAGUAUCCUUUGUCUGUCAGUAUCUCAGAGAACAAGCACGAUUGAACACAAGGGGAAGCUGCUGCUCCUGCUCCUCCUGGUGCCGCUGCCGCUGCGUGCUGCUAAGAUUGAAAGGGCUUCUUGCCAAAAUUGGUGUGCAUUGGACACCAAACAAACACUAUUGGCAGCACAAGCUUGGGCAGUACUCCUUACUUGAUUACCGUCCUAUGUUAUGUGACAAGUUCAAGGAUUAUUUGGGUAGAUUCACAAUAUCUUCAGAUCCCACACAUGCAUCGCCUAUCCUCCAUCCAAUAGACUAUCACACACGGAGGGUUCGUCAAAAACGUGGGAAAUCUACAGAGAUAACUGCAGAAGUACAGAAGGCACUUAUUUACUCCCUCAAACGUUCCAAUGGUGAACUAACGAAUGGAAAAUCAUCACUAGUGUCCAAUGGAGCAGGACACCUUUUAUGGGCUUGUGAACGGGCCGUGCACUCAGAAUCAGACACAAGCUGCAUUAUUCUGACUUGGCACAUUGCGACAUGGUACUGCGAGAGGGGAACUCUUGGAUGCAGCCCUUGCCCAGACGAGGAAACAGAACUCAAGGUCCAUCUUGGUGUUGCCACAAAACUGUCGAAAUACUGUGCAUACCUGCUGGUCUCUGCACCAAAACUUCUUCCAGGGCACGAAUAUGAUACGAGCUGUGUGUUUGACGAAGUUGCAGAGGAAGCUAGGAAAUUGCUGUCAUAUGUGAAUGUGAGGGAUAAGUAUCAAGCACUGAAGAACUACGGACUAGAAGAAUCAGAGGCUACCAUCUUCCAGAGUGGCGCUAAAUUGGGAAAGCAGCUAGAGGAGAUAGAAGAUGUUACCAGGCGUUGGAAGGUGCUAGCUGAUUUCUGGUCUGAGAUGCUGCUCUACAUCGCGCCAUCAGAUAAUGUCGACGAGCACAUCGAGCAGCUCACACGGGGCGGCGAGUUCAUCACCCACCUGUGGGCUCUGCUCUCACAUGCUGGCAUUCUACAGAGGGGUCAACCUAAUCUUAGCAAUAUACGUGCAGAAAAUAGUAAGGGUAGUUCUGCGAGACACCAAGAAAGUGAGCAAAAUUCAGCAAAUCUUGAAGAAAAUACUCAGGAUAAUUCUGCGAGAGCGAGACACCAAGAAGUUGUGCAAGAUUCAGUAGAUCCUGAAGAAGCUACUCCACUUGCUGAUCAUCCGGUGCAAAUUCACGACAAUCUGUUAUCGACUCGUCUUACCCUCCAAGUUCAUUCACAAGGUGUUGGGGCCAGACCGCUACAAAUACCUGAGCAAGAUAUAUCUACAGAAAAUGAAUGCCAUAUUGAUGUUCCUGAAGCUCCAAGCACCAUGCAGCAAGCUCUCCCUGAACAAGACAGAUAACUCGUCAAAGGGCCGUCGGAUCAGCUCAGUGAGAAAAGGGCCGGACAGUUACAAUUCCAGGCAUCUCCUGCAAUUCCACGAUAAAUGUGGAACGUUUAGCAAAGCUGCUUCCUGAUCCUGCUGUUUUUUGCAACAACGGGUUUGAAAACGGAUUGUGUGCUUUCGUCUAAAACUGAAAAUUGCUCAUGUGAAGGGUCAGGAAAUCAAUUCAUUGGAGAAAAAUGACGUGGAAUCCAUCCAUGUCAUCAGGACCUGAAGGUGAGGUGUUUGUCCCCAAAAUGGUGUGAUGCCGAUGGUUAUGGUUAUGUAUGCCUCGUAAAACGUGUGAUCCCUAGCUUGUAGCAGGAACUUUGGUCCUUAGAUGAGCAAGUGAGAUGAGAGCUUGUUAACUUAUCUUUUGUUGAACUUGGUCUGGAUAACCGUAUCUGGCUUCGUUUCAAUGAAAUGGAACCGCGGUGAGCCCCUGAUUAGCGGGGUAAAAAAUGACUUGGA